Molecule: messenger RNA, 1068 nt
Organism: Vicia villosa (hairy vetch)
Lineage: Eukaryota; Viridiplantae; Streptophyta; Magnoliopsida; Fabales; Fabaceae
Exons: 3
Coding region: 1-1068 (355 amino acids)
Source: RefSeq, a predicted model, not a curated record
AUGACUUGCGGUGACAUUCAAAAGGAGCUUGCAACGUGUUGUGCACAUGAAGUUACCAAGGUGAUUAUGGAAGAGCUUGGUGAUAGACAAUUUUCCGUGCUUAUUGACGAGUCACAUGAUAUAUCCGUCAAAGAACAAAUGGUGGUGAUGUUAAGGUUUUUGAACGACAAAGGGAGUGUUGUGGAACGAUUUAUUGCUUUACAUCAUGUUAAAGAUAUUACAUCUGAUUCAUUAAAGAAUGCUCUUUAUGGUAUUCUUGAUAAUUGUUCAUCUAUUCAUGAUUUCUUUGAGUACAUCACCUUGAUUGUGAAUACAACAAGCGCAUCUUGUAAGAGGAGGGAUGCUUUGACAGAGGCACAACACCAAGAUAUUUUAAAUAAACUUGAGAGUUGUGAGUUAUCUAUAGGAAGGGGCUUGCACAAAUCAUCUAGUCUCACUAGACUCGGGGAUACUAGAUGGAGUUCACAUCAUACUACAUUGCUUUGUUUGGAUCAAAUGUGGUCCUCCGUGUUAAAGGUGCUUAGUAUGGUUGAUGAAGAUAGACGUGAACCAUCUCAAGCAGCUGGUUUGAUAGAAAAAAUGGAGAGCUUUAAAUUUGCUUUUAUUUUGAGGUUAAUGUCAAAGUUGUUUGGUAUUAGAAACGAGCUUUCAAAUGUAUUGCAAAGAAAAGAUCUUAAUACUGUGAAUGCCAUGGAAUUAGUUGACGUUGUCAAAGCUCGGUUGAGCACAAUGAGAGAGAAAGAGAAUGGUUGGAAUAAAUUUUUUGCCGAUGUCCAAGAAUUUUGUGUUGCGAAAAGUAUUCUGGUACCAGAUAUGGAUGACGAAAUAUCGGUUCGAGGUCAUUCAAGAGCAGAAGGGAGGACUAUCACUAAUCUCUAUCAUUACCGUGCAGAGAUUUUUUAUGUUGCUAUUGAUAAAAUAUGUGUGGAGAUGGAUCACCGCUUCAGUGAAGGAAGUAACAUGAUACUUGGUUACUUCUCAUGUCUUGACCCUAAGAACUCUUUCUCUAAAUUUGACGUUGAUAAGCUUGCUCGUCUUGCUAAUAUUUAUCAUAAAAUUUGUCAAUAA